Molecule: messenger RNA, 461 nt
Organism: Racocetra persica
Lineage: Eukaryota; Fungi; Glomeromycota; Glomeromycetes; Diversisporales; Gigasporaceae
Source: the annotation of a GenBank genome assembly
AUGGUUAAACCUCGUGUUGCUAUUAUAGGAGCCGGUUCAUCAGGCCUAGCAGCCCUAAAACAAUGCCUCGAUGAUGAUUUGGAUCCAAUAUGUUUCGAACAAACAUCUUGCGUAGGAGGUCUUUGGAAUUUUGUUGAAGUUGAUGACGACGAAAAUAAGGAUCCACAUCCAUCAGCUUAUAAAAGCCUAGUUAUUAAUUCUUCUAAAGAAGUGGUGUACAAUUUUAAACUUAGGCCAUACAUCAAAUUUCGUACAACUGUUGUUCGUGUAUCAUACCUUCCUGAUCAUCGUUGGAAAGUUAAAUAUGCUACUUCUGUAAAUAAAGAUCAAACCAGUGAGCAUGAAGAAAUAUUUGAUUUUGUUAUGGUUUGUAAUGGGCAUCAUAGGAAACAAAGGUGGCCUAAAUAUAAAGGGAUGGACGAAUUUAAGGGCGAGCAAACUCAUUCGCAUUUUUACAGGCG